ACGUUAGACGGGAGGAGCAGCACCUGUGACUGCCCCGCGGUGGCGGGGGGAGGCGCCCCGAACCCAUUGUCCAGGGUGGAAGGCUGGGGAAGGCUGCAUGGGGCCUCUGAACCCCCAGCGUGGAGCACUCGGAAGGGGUCUGAAGGGGUGCAGGGCCUCAGGAAUGAGAAGAUGAGGUGGAAGGUGGACCUGGGGGCCCCUCCUACCCCACCUGGCUGGAACCCAAGAGACUGUAGCUGCCAGGAUGAGGCUGCCAUGUGGCUUGUGGCUGUGGCUUUCCUUGCUGAAAGUCCUGCAGGGCCAGACCCCAAGCCCCCCGCCGCUCCCACCCCCAGUGCAGAGCUUCCAAGGAAACCAGUUCCAGGGGGAAUGGUUUGUCCUGGGCCUGGCGGGCAACAGCUUCAGGCCGGAGCACAGGGCGCUACUGAACCCUUUCACCGCAACUUUCGAGCUAAGUGACAAUGGCCGCUUUGAGGUGUGGAAUGCCAUGACUCGAGGCCAGCACUGUGACACGUGGUCUUAUGUGCUGAUACCGGCAGCCCAGCCCGGGCAGUUCACGGUGGACCACGGUGUGGAACCUGGGGCAGACAGAGAGGAGACCUGGGUGGUGGACAGCGACUACACCCAGUUUGCCCUGAUGCUGUCCCGGAGACACACGAGCAACCUGGCUGUCCUCAGGAUCAGCCUGCUGGGCAGGAGCUGGCUGCUGCCUCCCGGGACACUGGACCAGUUUAUCUGCCUGAGCAGAGCUCAGGGCCUCUCGGAUGACAACAUUGUCUUCCCAGAUGUGACCGGAGGUGCCCUGGACCUCAGCAGGCUGCCCUGGGUGGCAGCCCCAGCCUGGCCACUCAGAGAGCCCCAGCCCCCAAGCCUGACUCUUCUUGUGGGAGGGUGAGGCUGGUCACCCCAGGCCAGCAUCUGUUGAAGGAUGAAGUAGCUCCUGCCCGGCCCGGACCUGCCUCACAGCUGCGCGAGCUCUGCCCUCCUCCACUCUCAAACCUGAAUAAAUGCACCAUGUCCAGA
This is a messenger RNA of Rhinopithecus roxellana (golden snub-nosed monkey), 1023 nucleotides long. RefSeq names its product lipocalin 12 (gene LCN12). Lineage: Eukaryota; Metazoa; Chordata; Mammalia; Primates; Cercopithecidae. The coding region runs from base 245 to 895 and encodes 216 amino acids. The transcript has 9 exons. The record is from RefSeq and is a predicted model, not a curated record. Gene Ontology annotation, molecular function: small molecule binding.